AUGGCAGAGUACAAUAAGCUUUCCCAGGUUACUUUUAACCCCAUGAUCAAGGCUUGGCGUUUCAGAGUGCAACUAGACAGGAUCUACCCUUACGCGAUUACCAACCAUGGGACUUACUAUAAGUAUAUCCUUGCAGAUGAAGAUGGAUACAAGAUGGAGAUGACCACUGGUGGGGAUUAUCCAAAUUUUAGAGGCCUUGAGAAGGAAGAGGGAAGAUGGGUGGAAAUCUUUGUGGUAGAAGUUGAACGGACCUACCCAGGUUUCCAGCCAACUAGCUCUCCGUUCAAAACUAAAUGCUACGCGCUGUACGCAAGUCCGCAUCAUUGA
Molecule: messenger RNA, 327 nt
Organism: Eruca vesicaria subsp. sativa (arugula)
Lineage: Eukaryota; Viridiplantae; Streptophyta; Magnoliopsida; Brassicales; Brassicaceae
Source: the annotation of a GenBank genome assembly